AUGAUAGAUUUGACUGAAAGUGAAGCCACAGAAAUUGAUGAUUUUGUCACAAGUCAUGCUAUGGUUUCUCCAGUAAUUACUGCACAAAAUCUUUGCAGUAUAAAUUCAUGUCCAGAUCAGCAAAUGUAUCGUGCAAGAAUACAGUUUUUAUUCCAGCUUGAUUCAUACGUUCAAAAUGAACAAGGUGAAGUUGACGAAGUUGCCCGUGAAGUUCUAAUUGAUUUAGUUCAUGAUGCAAUUUUAUUUGCUUCUGAUACACAAAUUACAUAUUCCAAAUCUAUUGUUUUUCUCACAUUGUAUAUUGCCAUGCUCCAGCAAGUAAUCUUUCAACCAUACUAUCAGCCAGAAAAGCUUUUAAAGAAAUUUGAGCACGCAUUGUUGAUUCAUUCAGUAGAACGCCCUCCAUCUUCUUCUGGAAUCUUCGAUAUAUCUGAUAUUAAAAUACUCCAAGAGUUCUUUAUUACAAAAUUCUUCAGAAAUGCAAAAAUGAUUCAAUAUUGUUUUACAAAACGGCCAAUCCUUUCUUUCCGUACAUUAUCACCAACCAUGAUAGAACUACCUCCUAUGCCAGCUCUUUCUGAAAUGGAGAUGGAUCAAUCUACUUUAUCUUCUUCAGCUCCAGAGUCAGCCAAGGAAACAGCCUCUGAUGAACAAAAGCAGCCUACAUCUCAACGUGAUUCAGGAAGAUCCUCUAAAUCUCGUGAUCGCAGUACUACAUCUCCAAGAGGACAAGAAUCUCAAGAACAACAACAGCAGAAACCUCCAGAACAACAAAUUCCUCAGAUCGAGCAAGAGGAAGUCAAAGAUCGUGGACCACAAGUUCCUACUGACAUUCUCAAAGAAACUCUUUCUAAAAUGCACGAAAAAUUCGUCGCAGAAUUCGACGAAAAGGAAAGAGUUUUGAUCGGAAAGAUAAAGGAAAUCGAAAUCCAUAUGGGAGAAAGACAGAACGCUCCUGCUAAAAAGACAACUCGUAAGAAAUAA
This is a messenger RNA of Trichomonas vaginalis G3, 984 nucleotides long. Its product is annotated as coiled-coil domain-containing protein 189 family. The record is from RefSeq and is a predicted model, not a curated record. NCBI's taxonomy places the organism in Eukaryota, Parabasalia, Trichomonadida, Trichomonadidae. The transcript has a single exon. Bases 1 to 984 code for a protein of 327 amino acids.